Molecule: messenger RNA, 1777 nt
Organism: Pomacea canaliculata
Lineage: Eukaryota; Metazoa; Mollusca; Gastropoda; Architaenioglossa; Ampullariidae
Product: gastric triacylglycerol lipase-like
Exons: 9
Coding region: 358-1569 (403 amino acids)
Biological process (GO): lipid metabolic process
Molecular function (GO): hydrolase activity, acting on ester bonds
Source: RefSeq, a predicted model, not a curated record
UGCACGUUCAAUAUAACGACAAGUGAACGGGCGACCAUGUUUGUGCAUCCUUCGUGCGUGCGGCCCAGAUGACGUGUGGAUAUUCUGUGGCCUUUAUUUCCUGUAUUUUUGUAAAAGAGAACAGGAACUAAUUUAUAAUGACGGGAACGCCAUUGUUCUCCCGCCAGACGCGACACUUCGGCUCUCCUCCUCUUCGCCGCUGUUUUCAUCUGCUAUGUGCGCCUUUCUAUUGCGCAUUUAACCGUUACUACGUACCGAGUACUGUCUUUCUAUUUUGUGAAUAAAUUGCCUCUCGCCAAGCGAGCAACUCAACUGCACGUGACCAGGAGUUUCACUUGGUGACUCAUUUUUAGUAGGAUGCUUGCGCUGCUAAUUGCGUUCUGGACUUGGAAUGCUUACUCCAAGAUGUUCACAUGGGCUAUAACAGUAGAUCCUGAGGUGUAUAUGGAUUCGACACAGUUAAUCACCAGCAAAGGGUACCCCUGCGAGAAUCAUUACAUCACCACAGAAGAUGGCUUCAUCCUCAACAUGCAACGUAUCCCUCAUGGUCGAGCCCCAAAGUGUGACAAGUUUCGAUUACACAUCAGGCCGAAGCCCGUGGUCAUUCUUCAACACGGGCUAGAGGCGUCCUCGUCCAACUGGCUGGACAACCUGGCCAACGAGAGCCUGGCCUACCUACUGGCUGACGCCGGAGCAGACGUGUGGCUGGGCAACGUCCGAGGCAACAUGUAUUCCCGCAACCACACCAAGCUCAGUCCCGACCAGGAGGAGUUCUGGGCCUGGAGCUGGGACGAGAUGGCUGCUUACGACCUGCCAGCCAUGCUUGACUACGUGACUCGCACGACAGGCCAGAAGCAGGUGCAUUACGUGGGUCACUCGCAGGGCACCUUGAUAGGUUUCGCUGGCUUCACCUCCAACAAAACGCUGGCCGCCAUGGUCAAACAAUUCUACGCCCUGGCCCCCGUAGCCAAAGUUCACCACAUAGAGAGUCCCAUCCGUCUGUUGGCGCCCUUUGCCAAAGACAUCGCUGCUUUCUAUGAGUUGCUCGGCAGAGGGGAAUUUCUGCAGUACAACAGGAAGUUGAUGGACUUCUUGGCGAAGUACGUGUGCACACGCCUGGGAGAAUACCUCUGCGAGAAUGUCCUCUUCGUCUUGGGUGGCACUGAUUCGUCGCACCUUAACAUCACAAGGGUUCCUGUCUAUGUGGCCCAUAACCCAGGUGGAACAUCAGUGCAGAAUAUUCUUCACUUUGCUCAGGGAGUGAACAUUGAUGCCUUCCAAAAGUUUGACUUCGGAUCUGCUGCUGAAAACACAAUGCAUUACAAUCAGUCCACACCACCAACUUACCAGCUGGAAGAUCUGACAGUACCCACAGUGACCUACACCGGAGGGAGGGACAGUCUGGCUGAUCCCGAUGACUGCGCCUGGCUGUUGAGUCAUCUUCCAGCAUCCAUUCUUCGUGCCCACCUGUCUUUCCCCGAGUGGGAACAUCUCGACUUUAUCUGGGCCUACGACGCUUCCAAAUUGUGCUACAGUGACAUCAUAAAACGGAUCUUCACAGCCCCUUGAGAUGUUUUUUGGAGUGCAGUCACAUCCAAUUUUUUUUCAGGACAGUCCCUUAUUUAGCUCUUGCAUGCCCGGCUACGGCCUUAUUGACUUGGCUUAUCUUUACGAUUAGACAUUAUUUACCACCUAGGUGAGAAUGUCACAAUAGCAAAGGGUGGUUUGAUAUGUGAUUGCCGUAUGACAAUUCUUUAUUAACACAUGUAAUCACAUA